AUGGUGUAUGCGAAGUUCCAAGUGUGGGUCAGUGCCGCCGUAACACAAGCGUCUAUAGACUUCAAUGACCAGGCGGUUCCGUUGCCGUUGACGAUCACGUGUACGGAUGGAAACACCGCCAUCACGGGAACGUUCAACGUCAAUAUUGUCGACGAGCCGCCGACUUUUGUCUCCGGCAUGCCCGGAAGUUCUGCGAGCAUCUCUGACGCCACUGUCACACAGACGUUGCUCGGGAAAUUCACAACUACAGACCCUGAUACAACUUGCUCUGUGACGUCACCCGUAGCCUCUGCAUAUGAGGUCAGGAAAGUGACGUCACCGGCGAAUCCUCAACAACCUGAGUUUGAAGAUUGGAUCAAAAGCACCGUAACUCAAGCAUCUAUCGACUUCAACGACCAGACCGUUCCGUUGCCUUUGACGAUAAAAUAUACUGACGGAUACGUCGCGAAUGAUAUCACGGGAACGUUUAACGUCAAUAUUGUCAACGAGGUUUCUUUCAGUAUCCGCGUGAAAGCAGGAGUGACGUUGGCUGCAGCUGUCAGUCCGUACGUCAUGAACGUUGAUUGCACAAAUGCCGUAACCGCCGUCAGUUCAACGUUCACCCAGCCAGUCCUUGAUAAGCUCGAGACGGCUACUGAUGAAAAGAAACAUAAACUUGCCUAG
Messenger RNA from Dreissena polymorpha, 663 nucleotides. RefSeq lists its product as uncharacterized. The record is from RefSeq and is a predicted model, not a curated record. The transcript is spliced from 6 exons. The coding region runs from base 1 to 663 and encodes 220 amino acids. Lineage: Eukaryota; Metazoa; Mollusca; Bivalvia; Myida; Dreissenidae.